Molecule: messenger RNA, 1212 nt
Organism: Emiliania huxleyi CCMP1516
Lineage: Eukaryota; Haptophyta; Isochrysidales; Noelaerhabdaceae
Exons: 1
Coding region: 6-1007 (333 amino acids)
Molecular function (GO): protein binding
Source: RefSeq, a predicted model, not a curated record
GCGCCAUGUCUGGGUUUUGCUCCAGCUGCGGCGAGCCCGCCCGGCUGUGCCACUGCAAGGGCCGCCCGAGCCCGCCGAAUUGCACCUCCGGCUCCGGUCAGGCUGUAGGUCCUAGCCCGGGACGAGCCUCUGACCAGACCGGAGCCGGCCUUCCGGCGUGCAAGGGCUGCGGCAAGCCGGUGCAGGGCCGCACCAUCAGCGCCAUGGGCGGCGCCUACCACCCCGAGUGCUUCAAGUGCGCCGGCUGCGGCGGCGCCUUUGUCGACCGGGCGGCGGGCUUUGUGGAGCACGGCGGCUGCGCCUACCAUCGCGGCUGUUUCACGGCGCCCGCGCGCGCUUGCCACUUCUGCAGCCAGCCGCUCAUUGGCCAGGCGAUGAAGGCAGCGGGCGCUGAGUUCCACCCGCAGUGCCUGCCUCGCUGCGGUACUUGCGGCGUCUCGCUCGAGGCGGGCUGGUAUCACGACCCCUCCACCGAUGUGCGUUACUGCGCUGCCCACGCGCCCAGAGCGCCGGCGAGGGGCGGGCGGCGGGCUGGCAGCGGGACCGUGAGCGCCGCCGCCCUGCGCCUGCCUCGUCCGCCCGCCGUCGAGCAGCUCGACAUGCGUCACAUGCUUAAAUGGGCCGAGACGGCGGCGGCGCAGAGCGACCCGACGGUGCACAUCAUCGACUGGAGCCGCUCCUUUGCGGACGGCCGCGCCUUUCUCGCGAUCCUCCGCACCUACUUCCCAGAGGCGGUCGAUGCCAGCGUGCUCGCGUCCAGCGCGUGUGCCGGGGAGGGGUCGCGACUCCGCGCACCCGAGGUCCGCAGCGCCUGUGCGCACGCCUUUCGGCUAGCGGACGAGCUGGCGGGCGUGCCGCAGCUGCUCGACGAGGGCGACAUGGCCCGGAACUACCCGCUGCCCGACGAGAAGUCCGUCAUCACCUACGUGUGCACGCUGUGGGGCGGGCUGGCGCGGGCGGCCGAGCGGACGGAGGGCAAAGCGGGCGGCGUCUCGGCGAGUGCCUAGUCGAUAUACGUGCGGUGCAGUACAAGUGAAGUGGAGAAGAGGGAUCCAGGGAGCCAGUGGACCCGGGUGACUGUCACAGUGGUGCCACGGGUGUCGGGUCAGUCUCAGUGGACAGUGCCCGCGCACGCCGCAGAGCGCUGGAAGAGAGCUGUGUGAGCGGGUGGAUGAGCGCUCCUCGUGUUCCUUGUGUAUCUACAAAGAAAAA